This is a messenger RNA of Telopea speciosissima, 999 nucleotides long. RefSeq names its product F-box/kelch-repeat protein At3g06240-like. Gene Ontology annotation, molecular function: protein binding. Lineage: Eukaryota; Viridiplantae; Streptophyta; Magnoliopsida; Proteales; Proteaceae. The transcript has a single exon. The coding region runs from base 1 to 999 and encodes 332 amino acids. The record is from RefSeq and is a predicted model, not a curated record.
AUGGUUGUUAAAUUCAGUAGAAAGGGGGGUAGUGAUUGUAGCAGCCGCAGCAAUGGAAGAAGAAGAAGAAGAAGUAAUAAAGUACUGGAAGAUUUGCCAGUUGAAAUCAUCUUCGACAUCUUUUCAAGACUUUCCGCCGUUACUCUAAUUCGAUUAACGAGUGUAUGUAAGUUCUGGAACAACUUGACACGAGACCCUGGAUUCAUUGACCUCCGCCUGAAGAAGAAGAUGAAAUUGAUGCACGACGACGACAUACCACUACCAUCUCAUGAUCUAAUCCUUGGAUCAUGCAGAGACAUAGAUGAUAUCAAAAGGGAUACGAAAAUGAGGAGCAGGAGGAGCUUGAUUUUGAUAGAUGGGGUUGAAGAAGGGAAUUGUAAAGCCAGAGAAAUUCGAAUAGAGCAUUCGCAGAAGAAUUGGUUGUUUCGCCUCGUUGGCUCUUGCAAUGGAUUGGUUUGUUUGGAGCCAGCGCCCCCAAAGCGGGGCCAAGUUCGUGCUAUCAUCAUCUAUAAUCCUAUUACAGGUGAGAGCUGGUGUUUGCCUAAAUUAAAACCAUCAGAUUUUUCUGAUUUCUUUUGGAGUGCGAGAGUUCCUAUAAUGGGUUUUGGUUUUGAUCAUGCAACCGGAAAAUAUAAAGUGAUCCGAUUCUUGUAUGACAAUAAAGGCCAAUUGUUGAGUCAGAUCAUCACUUUGGGUGAAAAAAGUUCAUGGAGAAAGUUGUUGGAUAUUCCGGUGAUCAAAGGAGGACGUUACGGACAGAAUUUCAAUACCUUACCGAUGUUUUUGAAUGGGUUCCUAUAUUGGAUAAUCACAAAGCAUGUAGAUGGUGACGUAAUAUCGAGGAGUAACAACGAUACUACUAUUAAUAAGGAAUUCAUUCUUGCAUUUGAUGUUGGCAGUGAAAAAUUCCAGAUUAUAAACUUCCCAGCCCCUCUUCUUUCUGAAGUAACAAGAAGAUCAUAUUAUGGAUUACACUUGAUAAACAUCAAGGGUUCUUAA